GGUCACAUCCAGACGGUCCCUGCUGCUCUUCCUCCUCCUCUUCCUCCCUCCGCCUAUAAAGCCUCUGACGGACAGAGACAGACACUUUCUACGUCAGUCAGUCAGACGGAACCGGACCGGACCCGCACUCCUCUCUUCUCAGAACUUCAGCUGUCAGUCAGGAUGUCCAUCACCAAGAUCCACGCCCGUGAGAUUCUGGACUCCAGAGGGAACCCGACCGUGGAGGUGGACCUGUGGACGGCUAAAGGUCUCUUCAGGGCCGCCGUCCCCAGCGGUGCGUCCACCGGAGUCCACGAGGCCCUGGAGCUCCGCGACGGAGACAAGAGCCGCUACCUGGGCAAAGGGACACAGAAGGCUGUGGACCACGUCAACAAAGAGAUCGCCCCCCAGCUGAUUGAGAAGAAGUUCAGCGUUGUCGAGCAGGAGAAGAUCGACAAGUUCAUGCUGGAGUUGGAUGGCACAGAGAACAAAUCUAAGUUUGGAGCUAACGCCAUCCUGGGCGUGUCGCUGGCCGUCUGUAAGGCCGGAGCGGCGGAGAAGGGAGUCCCCCUCUACCGCCACAUUGCUGACCUCGCCGGACACAAGGACGUCAUCCUUCCUGUUCCUGCCUUUAACGUGAUCAACGGUGGAAGUCAUGCUGGGAACAAGCUGGCCAUGCAGGAGUUCAUGAUUCUACCUGUAGGAGCUUCAAACUUCCAUGAGGCCAUGAGGAUUGGAGCUGAGGUCUACCACAACCUGAAGAACGUCAUCAAAGCCAAAUACGGCAAAGAUGCCACCAACGUAGGAGAUGAGGGAGGCUUCGCCCCCAACAUCUUGGAGAACAACGAGGCCCUGGAGCUGCUGAAGACGGCCAUCGAAAAGGCCGGCUAUCCCGAUAAGAUCAUUAUCGGCAUGGAUGUGGCCGCCUCCGAGUUCUUCCGCAAUGGAAAGUACGACCUGGACUUCAAGUCCCCCAACGACCCGUCCAGACACAUCAGUGGAGAGCAGCUGGGAGACCUGUACCGCAGCUUCAUCAAGGGCUACCCAGUUCAGUCCAUUGAGGAUCCAUUUGACCAGGAUGACUGGGAACAAUGGGCUAAGUUCACUGCCUCUGUGGACAUCCAGAUUGUAGGAGAUGAUCUGACGGUGACCAAUCCAAAGAGGAUCCAGCAGGCGGUGGAGAAGAAGGCCUGCAACUGUCUUCUGCUCAAAGUCAACCAGAUCGGCUCCGUCACCGAGUCCAUCCAGGCGUGUAAGCUGGCUCAGAGCAGUGGCUGGGGUGUGAUGGUCAGCCAUCGUUCUGGAGAGACGGAGGACACCUUCAUCUCUGACUUGGUGGUUGGACUCUGCACUGGACAGAUUAAGACUGGCGCCCCCUGCAGGUCAGAGCGUCUGGCCAAGUACAAUCAGCUGAUGAGGAUCGAGGAGGAACUGGGAGACAAAGCCAAGUUCGCUGGGAAGGACUUCCGCCACCCAAAGAUCAACUGAGCCUCCGCCUUACCGCCUAGCCGUCGCCAUGCCAACGGACUGACACCUGGGGAUCCCUGAAGCCACGCCCCCUCACAGUGGGGGGCCUUUAGCCCCGCCCUCACAGUGGUUAUUCCAUAAAGAGUGUUUUCUAUCAAAACUCAGAGUAAACAAAUAAAAUCAGUC
This is a messenger RNA of Xiphophorus couchianus (Monterrey platyfish), 1632 nucleotides long. RefSeq names its product enolase 3, (beta, muscle) (gene eno3). Lineage: Eukaryota; Metazoa; Chordata; Actinopteri; Cyprinodontiformes; Poeciliidae. The transcript is spliced from 14 exons. The coding region runs from base 163 to 1467 and encodes 434 amino acids. The record is from RefSeq and is a predicted model, not a curated record. Gene Ontology annotation, molecular function: magnesium ion binding; phosphopyruvate hydratase activity. Gene Ontology annotation, biological process: glycolytic process. Gene Ontology annotation, cellular component: phosphopyruvate hydratase complex.